AUGUUUGUGCGGAGACCCUCCUCCGGGGAGCGACGGCGCUCGGCUGCGCCCCGCUCUCCUCCUCUCCACCCCCUCACCUCCAGCCCGCCUCCCGCCGGCCGCCCGCCUCCGGGCCGCGAGCCCCUCGGGCGGCUGUCAGCUCCCGGCCACCGCCGGGUGACAGGGGCGGGAGGAGGGCGAGACGCGGCGGCCCGAGCCCUAGAGGGCGAGGGGGAUCCUCGCAGCCGCGGCGGCCGCUCACCUGGAAAGAGAUGGGCCCGGGACAGGGGCCGCGGGGCUCAGGCGGGAGCCGCGAGGCCCGGGCCGCAGCUGUCUGCGUGCGGGAGCCGCAGCGGCCGCCUCCCCUCCCGGGCUGUGGACGCACCGGGUUAUUCCUGGCAGCGCCUCCCCGAACAGAAGUUACUAGGAGGAGUGCGCGGCGAGGACGGACGGGGGGAGAGGCAGUGGGAGGGAGGGAGGAAGAGGGAGAGACUCAGCCAGCGACGUCAUCGGAUCCCCCAGCGUGUCCCAGGGAGGGAGGCUGAACCAGAAAAACCAGUCUGGAGCCAGCGAGCAAGGGAGGGAUGCGCGGCGCGCGGGGCGACGGGGGAGGAAGGCGGUCGGGAGGGCAAGGCCUGGCCCCGCGGCUGCCGCUCCGGGCGGGGAGAUCGCGGCCGCACACUCGCUCGGUCGGAGCGGGGAACUCCCCAGAGAAUUUGGUCCAAGUACUCCGGAUCCCCUGCCUCUCAACGCCCCUGCUGCCUCUACUCACAAUUAUGUUAUCAGUCAAGAAAAGCAAAAAUCAGACUGUGGCUCCUGGCUGCGUUUCUGGAGCUUUGCAGUGUUUUACUAGCACUUUCCCUGCCCUUGCGGGAGCGCGAACUUCUCAAGUGCUCGAAACGCCCGGACGGCCUUCCCUGGAGUCACUCACCAGGGUGCCCCCGGAGCCCCCGGCUCCGGGACCGCGGCCUGCCCUCGCUGGGAUAUUCAAAUAGAUGUGGGCAGCGGCGCGUGGAGCAGCUGCUGGUUUCCUGGUGGGCCACCCUGGAACCCUGGGGGGUGCUGCCGCCUUCAGCCUGUGCGCUUCCCUCACCACGCAAGGGACCAGAUUUGAAAUAUCACCCAGCCCUGGGAGAGCGGGGCCGGGGGGGAUGGGCGGGGGGGGGGGCGGUGGAAUCCCAGGCGAGUGGGAGCCUAAGCUCUGGGCUUCCUCCCCGGCCGGGCGUCACCCGGGGGACACCGGGGCUCCGUCGAGCCGUUACCCUGUUUGUGUGGACUGGUGUACAUCCUCGAGGGAGGUUCCCAGGGCGCCACGGUGCCGGGGCGCGACGAAUGACUGCGGGGCGGGGCCGGGGCCCGGAGCGCCUCCCCGGGGUGGUCUCCCCGCCAAGCGGGGACCUCGCGCAGCCUCUCCCGGGCGCCCCAGCCCCCGCGCCCCACGGCGCCCAGCCGAGCGCCCGGGGCGCCGCGGGCCCCAGCGGUCCUCCCCACCCCGCGGCAGCGCCGCCGCCCUGCCAGGGGCGGAGUAAACUGGAGACGCGCAAGAUUUGACCUGGCGCGACCCGGCUUUCUGGCCGGGGUUCCCCCUGAGCAGGUGACUCCGUGGGAGGCGUGGAAAUGAGUCUCUGGAAUUCCGGGCCAAAGACAAUAACUGUGGUUCUGCUUUUAAACCAGGGUUCCAUGAACUGCUUCCUCUGAGAUGAGAUCUAACAAAGCUGAAGACGAAAAUGUAGUUGUUUACAGCAUGAAAAGGAGGCUACCCUGUGCACAGCAAAAUCAACAGAGAAGAGACAGUCCUAUGCCUUCGAGAAGCAGUCUGCUGAUACUGUCAUGAUGUCUAGUGACAGGCUGGAGAUUAAAACCCGACACCCUCAUUUUCCUGACAGUGAUUUAACCAAGUAGCGUAACAUCGCUAAGAGCUUCAAUUUCCUGCAAAAUUGGGACAAUAGUAUUUGUUUCAUAGUGUUACUGUCAGGGUUAUACGUUAAGCAUUUAAUAUAUGCUGAUUGUUUAUCUAAAUAUUCAUGGUCAGGCACUAACUUCUUAUAUGACUCUGUGCAAUACAUUAAUCUCUGUGCCUGUUUCCUCAUCCAUAAAUUGGGAGUUGAACAAGAGAAAAUAAUUCGAGAAUGAAGCUGAGAAUGAUACAUAAGCCUAGAGUUUUAACUCAGUGAAGCGAUAUGAUUCAGACAGUUCUCUACUGUUUUGCACAUUGUGCGAGGUUCCUAGUAAAAAGGUAAGAUGAAUCUUAUUGCUUUCAAAAACCUGACAAUAUGGUAUGUAGCACAGAAUGAACAUACAUAGAACAAUAUCCAGUAACACAGAUGAAAGUGACAAAGCCAUUGCCAAACAGCGUGAUGCAGAUUGUAAGAUCAGUUUUCUUGGUAGGUGUUCUGGGCCGAAUGUUGGUAUCCUCUAACAUUCAUAGGUUAUAAUCUAAUCCCCAAUGUGAUGACAAUAGUAUUUGGGGGUGAGAACUUUGGGAAGUAACUAGGCAUCAGGGUGGACCCCUCCUAAAUGAGAUUAAUGUCCUUAUAAGAAAAGGCCAGAGAGCUAGCUCACUCUCUUUCAGCAUGUGAGGACACAAGAAGCCCAGAAUCUGUAACCUGAAAGAGGACCCUCACUCGAACCCAAUCAUGCUGAUGCUGUGAUCUUGGACUUUCAGGUUCCAGAACUGUGAGAAACAAAUUUACGUUGCUUAUAAGCCACCCAUUUCAUGCCAUUUUGUUAUAAUGGCCCGAACUAAGACAAUAGGUAUAAAAGAGAAUUGAUAAAGAUGAAAUUUAGGAAAACAAUUAGAAGUGAAAUGCAAAUGACAAGAGGGUGAUCCUGGAGUAGAAAAGUGUCUGUGUCUGGUAGAUUUGAAUAGUUUAGAAAUUCCAAGCCUGUGCAAAAUAGGAGUUACCAAUAAUAAUGGCUGCAUCAUUACAAGGCGUACCCAAAAGACAAUUAAGAGUAAGUCUGUGUUUGUCAAUGGGGAGACUGAGAGUGGGAAAUGUUAAAUAAUCUGCCCACGGUCACUCAUCCACCAAGUAAGAGAGCAGGGAAUCAAGUUCAGAUUAAAGUGCUCUAAAGUUAUUCUCCAGCCUCCUCAUAGCUUCACUUAAUAACCAUUUCCUGCUUUGGUUGACUUUAAAAAGAUGGCCAUACAUUUGAGAGAAAAAGGGGAAGCUAUAAAUCCUUACAUAUGAACAAAUGGCAUCAAUGAAGAUCAUUCACUGCCAGCUAGGCAUGUUCAUCUUCUGUCUAUAUAUUAAUUCCCAGACACCUACCAGACAUACAGUGCUUUAUCUGAGAAGUACACUUGGAGGUCAGUUUUUUGGAGUAAAUUGAUUGAAGUCUUACGAUUCUAGAAAGUUCCUGUAUUUAAAAGAAUUCCCCCUAAAAAUAGUACAAUGAAAUGAAUCACUAAUAGUGGAAUUUCAGGUACUCAGGUACCUGAUAAUAAAAACUAUUUCAAAACAAUGUAACUUUCCUGGCACCUGUCAAAUCACAAUUUUCAUAUGAGAUGUGGCCAGUUGGGUAUUUAAAGACAAUUGGUCAGCUAUUGUGAUGGUUAAUAUUGAGCGUCAACUUCUUUGGACUGAAGGAUACAAAAUACUGUUCCUGGGUGCAUCUAUGAGGAUUCUAUUUGUCUGUUUUCAUGAUGCUGAUAAAGACAUAUCUGAGACUGGGCAAUUUACAAAACAAAGAGGUUUAAUGGACUCACAGUUCCACAUGGCUGGGGAGGCCUCACAAUCAUGGUGGAAGGUGAAAGGCACAUCUCACAUGGUGGCAGAUAAGAGAAGAGAGCUUGUGCAGGGAAACUCUCAUUUUGAAAACCAUCAGAUCUCAUGAGGCUUACUAUCAUGAGAACAGCAUGGUAAAGACCUGCCCCCAUGAUUCAAUUACCUCCCACUGGGUCCCUCCCACAAUAUGAGGGAAUUCAAGAUGAGAUUUGGGUGAGGAUACUAGAACCCAAUCAUGCUGAUGCUGGAAGAGGCAGACCCACCCUCAGUCUGAGUGGGCACCAUCAAUGCUAGUGAAGCUAGAAUAAAGCAGGCAGAAGAAAGUGGAAUGAACAGACUUGCUGAGUCUUCUGGUCAUCAUUUUUCUCCCAUCCUUGAUGCUUUUUGCCCUUGAACAUCAGAUUCCAAGUUCUUCAGCUUUCAAACUCUCAGACUUACAGCAGUAGUUUGCCAGGGGCCCUCAGGCCUUCAGCCACAGACUGAAGGCAGCACUGUUGGCUUCUCUACUUUUGAGGUUUGGGGACUCAGACUGGCUUCCCUGCUCCUCAGCUUACAGGCAGCCUAUUGUAGGACUUCACCCUGUGAUCGUGAGUCAAUUCUCCUAGUAAAUUUCCCUUCAUAUAUACAUAUGUCCUAUUCAUUCUUACCACUAGAGAACGCUGACGAAUACAGAUUUCUAGAUGUACAGAUGAACUGAGAGGCAAACACUCUGAAUUAACAAGACAAAUGAAAAACGUGUUCUGUCAAAGAUCUUCAGCACUGCGCAGACCUCUGUUAGAAUCUUAUCCAAUUCAAAACCUAUCAACCUAAGAAAAAUAUAAAACAUUUGUAAAGCAUUCAGAAGAGACAAAAGACUAAAGCAAAACUAUAUGUUCAAAUACUUAACACUACCAAAAUGUAAUGUGUUUCAGUAAAAUGAUAUAUGUCCUCAACUCACACAAAUUCAUAAAUAUCUAAUAUACACACAUAUAGGAAGUGAAUAUCAGAUGCCUGUAUACUAUAUGUAUUAAGUUAAAACUCAUUUCCAUCCCAAAUAUGUGUGAUAUGUAAAAUAAUAUUCUACGUGUUUUGUUUAAUUGUUGGGGGUCAUUUUAGAUUUUAUUUUUAUUUGCAAAAAAAGAUGUCUACAGACAAAAUUAAUGGAAAAAGCCAAAAAUUAGUACCAAAAGAGGAAAUGAGGAUAAGAAAACACAUGAACACAUAGAAACAUGUAAAAAUACUUAAGCCAGGCUCAGAGAACCAGCAUCCCUGACAGCAAGUGUUGUCAAACAUCCAAGUGUGUUGCUAAGGAAGGUUAGGGAAUCUCCCUUUCCCAGAAGUCUUUAAAAAUAGGAUAACAUCUGUUUGGAUGGGAUAAUGGGGAUAGUGCUUGACUUGGCAGCUCCUUAAGCAAACCUAUAGUUGGGUAAUUCUACCAUUUCUAUUUCUGAUUGUAAAAAGUAACAACUUCAGUUCAACUAGAAAAAUGGGGCUUAUAAUGACUUGUAAUAUUAAUUGAUAAAAUUAUUUUCAUCGUUAUUUGUAGUGCAAAGGUAGAUAAUUGAGUUUUUCAGAGUAUACUUGAAAUUGCAGCAAAGGCUCAAACUUUCCCUACCUAUUUGUAGCAUUUCCUCCAAAAUAUGAGAAAACCAGAGAUGUACUGAGAUUAUCCUUACAAGAAAGUUACAAAGCAUUGUACAUAAUCCUAUAUUUAAUUUUUACCUCCAACUGAGUAAUACCUGUAUCCAGUGGGGCAGAGGUAACAGGAAGGCUAGAUUAUAUAAACCCUAUUAAAAAUUGGAGUCUGCCAGACCAAUAACCCAAGGGGUAAAAUUUAUAUAUUUGGCCCUGGAGAGAAUUUAGACUGUGAUCCAGAUGUAUCUGUACUGCUCUCACCAUCACCAAAAUUUUGCUUUCUACUAUACUACGGGACUGUUUUUCCCCAUUUCAUUUCACUACACAUGUAUUUUUUAAGCUCCUACUUUUGGUGAGGUGUGGAGAGAAAAAGCCCAGUGCCCCUGCCCUUGUGGAACACACAAUCUAAAAAAGGCAUGGGUGGCUCCAAGUGUUGUAGGGUCUUAUGCUAGUCUAAUUUUUGACAUAUAUUUUAAGAAAAGGAAUACACAAUUACAAAUGCAGAAUUACUAACAAAAGGGAAUAUUUAUUGCAUAGAGAAAACGAAUCACAACAAGUUACAAGUUUUAAAAUUCCGACAAAUGCCAGAAACAUCACAAAACGUCAGAAAAAAACUAUAUUUUGUAUUAAUUAACUGACUAAUCACAUCUAUAAUUCUACUUGGUUGCAUAUUGUUGACCACAUGAAAAGAAUUUUCACAUUUUUUCUAUGGAGAGAAAACAAUGAUAAUUCAUUCAGUCAUUAUUUUGGUAUGAUUGAUUGAAAUUUGUUUUCUUUCUGGUUCACAACUCUUUCAUAAAUAUAAGUAAGUUUUCAGGAUGUUUUCAAGUACAGGAAAAUUUCAAUCAAAUUUCUUUGAUAUAUGAACUGCAGGAACUGUAAGAUUUUAGGGCAUUGCUAAUUUCCUGUAUGUAAAUAAUUUUAAAUACUCUGUCAAUUGAUGAUACUUAUUAAUCAGCUUGUCACUGGUGUCCAAGUAAUGGUACAGUGUGAGUUUGAUUUUAUCUCUGUCAAUGUUAGUAUUGUGUAUCAAAUUUGAAAGAAAUUUAAAUAUUUUUCCAUGAGUUCAUGUGAUUCAGUCCUCUGCAUUAAAUGUGUAUCAAAGAAGAAAAAGCCCAUUCAGUACUCCUCUCUUCCUGUUAAUGAAUUAUUGCUCUUUGUAUUAUCUAAAAAAUAUUUCUGUUACAAUUUACAUCUUGAUGUCAGAGCGAUUUCUAUUUGACUUUAUCUCUCAAUUUUUUUCAUAUUCUAUCAAAUUUCAUCUGGAUUUUCUCCGAGUUCCUUAAUACAUUAAGGAAUAGAUG
Messenger RNA from Callithrix jacchus (white-tufted-ear marmoset), 6625 nucleotides. RefSeq lists its product as uncharacterized. NCBI's taxonomy places the organism in Eukaryota, Metazoa, Chordata, Mammalia, Primates, Cebidae. The record is from RefSeq and is a predicted model, not a curated record.